AAACGUAUUAUUUCUCGAGUGUCCGUUAUUUAGCUCUCGUGUGAAUAUAAUAUAAAAAUCGACGGUCGGCGAGCUCUGGAAAGUGCUCAAGAGAGAAUCUCACACCGUCGUAAGAUAGAAAGACACCCAAGAAGAACUACUUCACGGUGGCGUAUCAUUCUUUUCGGUGAACGACGUUUCGAGGCCUGUCUCAGUCUCUUCUGCUACUCGACGAUUCUUUUGAAUUUCUUCGAGCUGCUGACCUCUGGGAUUACGCGACGUCCCGUGCCGAGGAAAGCUUCGUAUCACGAGGUGAGUCCGAGUGAGUCCCUGCCUUCCUGCUGCCCAGUUCUAUAAGACGCGAGUUAACCGGAGAAGAUCAACGAGAGAGGAAGAAGCUGCUUACUCUUUCGAAGAGGAAAAGACGAGUCGCGGAACCGAUACGAGACAAGACAUAGGAUGGGCUCAUCCGUGCGAGCAUUCGUUCUACAUUGAAGAGGAGGAGUACCGUAAGGGAGAAGGCAAAGGAAGAAGGAAGGAAGGAUGCCUGCCUCGCAAACCGCCGCUACAGAGCGGCGAAAUGAAAGAGUGAUGAUCGCACACGAGCCGCCAAAAUUGAAAACAACUUUAAAAAUACCACCGAAACAAGCGACCAAUCCUCUUCAAUUCGUCAAAGUUGGACCAUGUUCUUUAUAUCGUACGGCACAAGAACAAUUGCAGAAAGUCCAAGAAGUCAAGAAGAUUAAACAAGAAGUUCGAGAUGAUCCGGAAGAUUGGCAAUCGAAUCUAGACAAUUGGAAGAGCAGUCGGAGGAAGCGUCAAGAACACAUAAUCGAGCGAGUGGUAGAGGUUAAAAAACUAGAACUCGAAGAACACGAUAGACAACGGCGCCGAAGUAAAACUUUCUCGGAGAUGAUGGAAGAGCGAGGUAACAGAGGUCGGAAAUUGAGUAUUAGUCUGGCCAUGUAUCACGAGGAGGAUGCGAACGAUUUGAGCGACCUUGGAAUCGGUACCAGUAGUGGCAAAAGUUCAGUCAGUGGCGAUACUCACGACGAUGCUCACAGUGUUCUCAGCGACAGGGACAGUGAAAUUGAAAAGAACCACUCGGAUGUUGACAAUGUGACCGGCGAUGCCGGUGACAAUGUGAACAAUAACGCGACUAGAUCGUCGACGGCAAUAACGACGACGACGACAACGACGACAGCGACGAGUGCAACGAAGAAACCAUUCGGCAAUGGCUUUCAUGGUAAUCAUAAUCAUAAUCAGGAAUACGAUUCGGCGACCACGGCGACUGCAAGUUCGCCCGAGCCAGAGGAAUACACGUACGAAGGUGCAAUUCGUGGCUACGUUUCGAGAGUUUCACAAAAUAUACCAAGGAGAUCUUUGGUGGGUUUGGAUGCAAAACUGGAUAACGCUAAGUCAUCGACGAAUGGAUCGAAGACGAGCCUGAACGAGGAGAACAAAGGUACGACGACACCUGUGGUGAAGGUCGACAUCCUUAAGAGACGAGAAAUCUUUGAGAAGGCAUCGCAGAAGAGCUCCGACCAAAAAGCUAACAACAGGCUCUCCGGUGACUUCACCGGCACGAAGUCGAUCAAGGAGAGACUGUCGAACCUGGAAAAGCAAAAGCUCGAAACAGAAAACAACGAGAAGAUAUCGAACAAGGCACUUAACCGACUAUCCGGUGAUAUGAGUUCUAUCAGAGAGAGGUUGUCUCAUUUGGAGAAACAAGCGAUGGAACGAGAGAGCAAGACUACCUCUGGGAAUCACAAGGUCAGCUCCGAGGAAUUGGAAAGCGUUCGACCACUUCGAGAAAGGCUUUCGACUUUAGAAAAAUAUAGCAGCAGCGACGAAUCAUCGGCACCAGCUACGAUACACGAGUCUAGACACAACGGUGAACUUACUGCUAGGACGAUCAAGGAUCGUUUAAAUGCGUUAGAUGCGAUUAGAAGCAAGGAAUCCGCGGAAAAGAGAGCGUCGAUUGGUAAACACUCUCUAUGCUUCAGAGAUCAAGAAAAUAGGAUCGAUACUUCGACGCCUAGCGAGAGAAGCUCUUCACCAGACUCGGAAUAUCGAGCACCGAGAGCAGCCUUUCAUAGAAGUCUCGACUCGCUUGAUGCCGACGCUUCAAGUGGCCCGGACACCUUCGAACGUGUUCAAAGUCUUGAGGAAUUCGAUUAUGGCCGACGUUAUCCAGCCUCCUCCUCUUCAGCCGAACUUCUCAACGAUACCGAUCGCGAGGACUCUGGCAUUCAUACGGCUGACGUUAGCUGCUCGGUUAGUCAAGCCGAUGAACCAGUCGACGAAGAGAUCGUACACGCUAGCACGAUCGUCGAGGAGAAGCCAGAGGAUCUUCGAACGAUCGAGUCUACUUCUUGUUCCUCUUCGUCCGUUCAAGAGAAGAUCACGACGAAGUCGAGCACCGUUGCGAACGAGUCUACGACGACUGUCGCCAAUCAGCAAGAAGCAGUAGCAACGAAGGAUACUGCUGAAACUUCUUCUGGGGAACGGUCGACUAACAAAUCAUGCCCGCAUAUGCAAGUAGAAGUUAAUACUAACUCUAAUACACUACCCACGGCGAAUCGUCCGAUCGUCUAUCAAAGUCCCAGAGUACCUCCACGAAGAACACCACCCGAAACACUUCCCAAACCAAAGCUACCGCUUUUCAAGGAUCCUAUAGAUCCUAUCAACAACAACGAAACUUUACCUACUUCCAAAGAUACAGACGAUAAAAGCUCCUCCUCUCCUCUUUCCAUCGAAGAAAGUCUUUCGAAUACUACACCUUCGAGCCCUCCUUCAGAAUCAUCUACCAACAACCUCAGCAUUACCUGUCCAAAUCAAGACACUUCAAAAGCUACAAGAGUAGUCUCAAAAAUCCCAACGCCACUUCCUCGUAAAACAGUCCCUGCAAAAUCAUCACCAACCAGCUCGGUAUCCUCCGCUAGCCCACCAACUUCACCAUCUUCUCCAAAACUCCAAUCGUCAUCGUCAAAGACACGAACAUCGUCUAACCAAAGUCCUAAAGCUUCGGAAAUACCUCUUCCUGUAAAUUCUAAUUCACCAUCGAAAUUAUCAUCACCAUCUACCCCAUCCACUUCUUCGUCCAACACAUCCUCGCCUACAUCCAACACGGAUCACCAAUCAACGUUCGGCGAGGAUACAAUAACGGCUGAAAGACGACGAACGGUGGUGGAGGUUUGCGAAAAGGUGGUGGUACCGCAAGGAAAGAUACCCGGGACACCAUCAGUCACACCAUUCAUCACGGUGGAUCGCGUUAACGAGAAGCAGAACUCAGCCACGGCCGAGGAACCAAUCUUCAUGGAUAAAGAGGACGAAGAGAAGAAGGCUGAAACGAUUUGUCAGACAACAAACAGUGCUACUACGAUGCCGGAUCGUGAAGAGCGAGAACAUAUCGAGAUAUCGAUGAAUACGAAGCUCGAAACAACGAUGACAACUACAACGAAGAAUUCUGGCGAAGAAAUGACUGUAGAUACACCUGAUUCACCUGCUUCGCCAAUACCAAUGAUCCUUGGACUUGAAAGACCAACGUCCUUGACUUUCAACAAAACAGAAGCCUCUAAUAUCGAUACGAUUAAUUGUCUAAGUCCAGUCUCACCUCAACAGUUUUUGCCGUUGAGCCUGUCGAACGACGAAGAAAUAGUCACUGGUUUAGCUUUUCCUUUGGGUCCACCGACGACCAUCGAGCCACCCAAAGAAAAGCCACCACCACCUCCCGUUGAUGAUAUAAGUGACGAAGAAGCUCCACCGGUGGAACCCCUUAAGAGAUUGAAUUCUACUCGAAGAAUCAAGAAGGAAUUGCGAACGAGACGGUCGGAUUUUCUUGGAAUAGAAGGGGUUAACGACGAUGACUUGGAAAGAGAGUUAACGUUAAUGAAGCCACCAGACAUGGCAGCGAUUCUCGCUGAAGAGAGACGUAUCGAACAGCUGCAUCGUCGUUCUUACGACACCGACAGUAAUUACGAGCAAGAUUCAAGCCAUGAGAGGGAUUCCGGAGUUGAACUGGGACACGUUGAAGACUGGACGAAACAACCUGUCAGCCCUGAUAUGUCGCAGCACAGUCGACAAAGUAGCGAACCUUUUGGCGCCAGUGUGACCUCAUCGGAGGAGGAUGAAAUAACGAAGAAGGAACGAGAAAUUAUCGAAGUAUUAGAGAAAGAGGAACAAUGGCGAUAUGGGAACAAUCACGAACAGAACAGCGAUUUAGGAGAAAAAUUAGCUCACAAAUUGCGCGAACUCGAAGAAGAGAAAAUGCAAUUGGAACGAGAGAGAGCGCAGGAAGUCGUAUUACGUAGACAGGAAGAGAAUUUACGGAAAAAUGAGGACAACGUGCGCAAACAGGAAGAAACUCUACGUAAACAGCAACAACAACAACAGCAACAGCAACAACAACAGCAGCAGCAACAGCAACAGCAACAACAACAACAGCAACAUCUGUCUUAUCAUCAUCAUCAUCAUCAUCACCAUCGUCAUCAUCAUCAAGAGGAUGAAACGAGACAACAGGAAGUUGCACGUAUCGAGACAGAAACGAAACGAGCCGAGGCUACACGGCAGGAAGAGGAGCGUCGAAUUCAAGCGGAACAGUUGAGAGUUCAAAGCGAGAUCGAAGAGAAGGAAAGAAGAGCGGCUGAUGCUCGAAGAAAAGAGGAGAUACGAAUAAGAGCUAUGGAAAAUCAAAUUCGCGAGCAAGAGAACAAGAUAUUGGUUGGUGCUGGGUUGAACAACCACGAAGAUGAAUUUGCUUCUGGGGGUUCAAUGGAAUUUAGAAAUGAAACUUCUUACUCUCCGUUCGUACAGGAAGUUCUACGAGUCGAGAGGGAACUUCUGCAAUUGGAACAAGAGGAGUUGAAGAGGCAAAGAAACAAUCUCGCUUAUCGCGAACAAAAGCAACUCAAGUUGGCGGAACAAUUACAGGAACAGUGGAAAUCCUUGCAAGACGUCGCUCAUGGUUCAUCUAACAUUGCUCAACAAUACAAGCAUCAGCCAGCCGUAAAUUAUAGAUCGUCUAUGCCGAAUCUUCAGUUACAGGAUGCUCAAAGGAGACGACCACCUCCUCCUCCGAUACCACCUGCUAAACCAUUACGUCACAUUGAUCAAAGACAAAGAGACAUGACCAUCAGAAACAGUCGAGUACCGUCAGCAGACUCGAUACCGCAACAAGUAGAUGCAUCUUUACGACAUAGUGCCUCAGCCACCACACUUUCUUGUCAUGCUGGUCAACAAAUGACGAGGCAAACGUUACAAGCUCUUAGCGCUGCUCCUCGACCACGGAUCGUUCAAGGCGAUCAAUGGGUCCAACGAAGAAAGAGCGAUGUACCUAGAGGCGCGCAUGAUUUCAAUUAUCAACAUUGGCUAAUUCAGGAAGCAGAACAACGGAGAAUCCACGAGAAAAAUCAACGAUCCCCGGCACGAAAGUCUCAGCCGCACGUGACCGGAACAUCCGUACCUUAUGCCGCUGCACCGACACGGUCGGAUAGCAAGCCGUUACCAGACUCCAUUAUACAAACUCUUACUCAAAGAGUACAAAACAGAGCGCAAGAGAAGCCACUAUCUCCAAGAAGAAGAUUGGAACAUAGUACGAGUCAAGAACACAUUCCUCUUCAACAUUCUAGCACCACUCAACAAUUAACGUUACAACAGAAACCUCAGCAGCCAUCACCGUCCGUUCAUAACACCGAUAAUCAAGAGAAGAUGUUGAGCGUCAGUGGCAAAAAGAAAUGUUCGCAUUGUGGAGACGAGCUGGGUCGAGGCGCCGCGAUGAUAAUCGAGAGUCUACGCUUGUUCUAUCACAUGGAAUGCUUCAAGUGCUGUGUCUGUCACGUACGACUCGGUGACGGAUUAAUGGGAACGGACGUACGCGUUCGAAACCACAAGCUCCACUGCCAUAACUGCUACUCCAGUGACGACGGUAAUUCAUCGACUUCUUUCAAGCCACUAACAACACGCAAUGGAAAUUAUUAUGUGUAAGAAAAGAGAAAGUGUUUCUGUGUAAAUAGAUUGUAUUUAUGUAAGUAGCAUAGCGGUUAAGGAUUUAAUUGAAGGAAGAUUGUUGCAUACGCGAUAUCAUCACAUCGGACAUCGAAUAAAAAGAUAAAUGAAAAGAAGAUGAACGUUCAUAUGGAACCAGUAAAAAAGAAAUCGUGACACUGUACAUUUUUGUAAUAUAUAACUUUUGCGUCUGGGUAUUUAUGAGAUAUCUCUCUGAUAACACACUAGCUAAAGAUGAGAUCACUUUGUGGUUGACGAUUAUUCAUGAACGAAACUCUUAUUAAAUAUUUAAUACUAAUAAUGUCUAAAAUCAAAUCGAAAAUGAUUAACUUUCGUACGAGGAAACCUUUUUGUUUUAGAUCUUAAUUACGUUUAUGGAAUACGGCAAACAAAAUUACGGAAUAAGAUAUAGAUGUACUCAAAUACGGUUGCUAAUGAAGUCGUGCUCGUUUUCUCCUUUGAUUCAUUUCUCUCUCUUUUCUUCUCUUGAUCCUUUUUUUUUUUUUUUGCGAAAAUAAACAAACUUCGAUUCUUAGAAAAUUCGAUAGCAGCUUCAAGCGAUCGUGUAUAAAGUACAUAAAUUACCAUUGUGAAAUAUUGUAAAUGUCUCGUUUAUUACAACGUGUAAUUUUAUAUUAUCGCAAAGAAUAAAUGUUUAUUACAGUGAA
This is a messenger RNA of Vespula pensylvanica (western yellowjacket), 6653 nucleotides long. RefSeq names its product PHD finger protein rhinoceros (gene smash). Gene Ontology annotation, biological process: positive regulation of stress fiber assembly; regulation of focal adhesion assembly. The transcript has 18 exons. Lineage: Eukaryota; Metazoa; Arthropoda; Insecta; Hymenoptera; Vespidae. The record is from RefSeq and is a predicted model, not a curated record. Gene Ontology annotation, molecular function: myosin II head/neck binding. Gene Ontology annotation, cellular component: stress fiber. The coding region runs from base 523 to 5964 and encodes 1813 amino acids.